Molecule: messenger RNA, 798 nt
Organism: Bactrocera latifrons
Lineage: Eukaryota; Metazoa; Arthropoda; Insecta; Diptera; Tephritidae
Exons: 3
Coding region: 134-415 (93 amino acids)
Source: RefSeq, a predicted model, not a curated record
AGCUUACAAAUGUGCUUCUUAUAAUAAGAUAAUGCGAAAUAUUUUCGUAUCCUGAUAACAGAUGCCAUAAACCGUUACAUAAGUCCGAAGUUCUGCUUGCAGUAAACAGGCGCAUUUUGGAAAACGUUGAGAAAUGCAGAAUCCACGCAAGUAUACGGUUCUAUUCUGCUUGCUCUUCAUACUAUUCCCGACAAUAGUUGACGGCGAAAAAAACGGGGAAGAGCCAUUAGCAAUAUAUUUAGAUGUUGGAAAUGAAAUUCAAAAUGUUAUUAGUUUAGUCAAUAAACACGAAACGAAGUUAAACGAUUUCGAUGAUAAAUUACUAAGAAUUCAAAAUAUGCUGGAAAAUUUCGAAAAAGAAUUUUCGAAGUGGGAGCAAAAUUGUAUGGCUGCGCUGGAUAAAAGACAUGACUAAGUCACGAUGAUUGGCGUGGAAGGGAAUAUGGGCCGCACAUGUCGACAAUUAAAAUUCAAGAGGAAUGCCAUAAGAACUGUAGUAGGAGGCUAAAAGACUGGGAACACUAUACAAUGACCAUUGUAGGCACCCUCAAGAGGUAGAAAAAGAAGAGACUGCAGAACAUCUUCUAUGCGAAUGCAAGGAUUUGUAUAGGAAACACAACGCGACUGUCAGUUGAGGGUUUCUUGAAGAUGCCUUGGAGCUUGUCCAAAUAAAACUUUAAACUUCUUGAAUCGAUGAGCACAUUUCUAACUUCAGGUUCACUUUGUGCAAAAACUACUAUUUUUGGCGCUUAAAUUAUGUUAUCGGGAAGCGCUUAAUAUUGGUUAGUCGAAAAAGUC